Stegastes partitus (bicolor damselfish) is the source of this 4524-nucleotide messenger RNA. RefSeq names its product leucine rich repeat containing 9 (gene lrrc9). The transcript has 32 exons. The record is from RefSeq and is a predicted model, not a curated record. Lineage: Eukaryota; Metazoa; Chordata; Actinopteri; Pomacentridae. Bases 1 to 4524 code for a protein of 1507 amino acids. Gene Ontology annotation, molecular function: protein binding.
AUGUUGCAGAGUGAGAAACAGAAGAACCGAGGGGACGAGGAGGUGGUCAAGAAACUGUGCCUGGUUAAUGGAGUGUCCUAUGAAAAAAUCGCACAAGAAGGAUGCAAUGUCAAGACAUUAGAGAUCUUCUUCUCUGGUUUCCCUCGCAUGGUUGGACUGUCCUUCUUCCCAAGGCUCUGCCAGCUGACCAUAGUGGACCAGAACAUAAAACACAUCGAAGGACUUGAGUGCUGCCCUCUGCUCCAGGAGCUGUGGAUAGUCCAGUGCCAUCUGACAGACAUAUCUGGACUACAGAACUGUCUACAACUACAGAAACUCUACCUUUAUGAUAAUCAAAUCUGUGAAAUAGAGAAUUUAGAAUUGCAGGUCAACCUGGAAGUCCUGUGGCUCAAUAACAACUGCAUAAAUAAAAUACAGGGCUUGACCACACUUCAAAACCUGAAGGAACUAAACCUUGCUGACAAUAUUAUUGAAAAAAUUGGGUACAGCCUUGAUCCCAAUGUCAGCCUUCAGAAUCUCAAUCUGUCCGGGAACAAGAUCAGCUCCUUUAAGGAGCUGACCCUGCUCGCCCAUCUGCCCCAUCUGAGUGAAUUAGCACUGAAGGACCCCACGUCAACGCCAAACCCAGUGUGCCUGCUGUGUAACUAUGCCACACACGUUCUUUAUCACAUGCCAGGCCUCCAACGACUCGACACCUAUGACGUCUCCAGCAAGCAAGUCAAGGAGGCGGCCGAGUCUGCUGUAAUGAAGAAAAUGAUGUACUACAACAUGCGUGUACGUACCGCUCAGAGGAACCUGGCAGAGGCCCAGCUCAGUCUGCUCGAGAGGAAAAAAAGUCUACUACAGUUACCCGAAGAAUGCAACAGGACCCUCAGCCAUGCUCUCAAACGUCUUGAACGUGAGCUCUCCAUGGUGCCGCUUAGUUGCAAGAAGUCUGCCUGCAAGUCAGGGGAUGAACCAGGAGGACCGAACCAGUCGGAGGAAGGUUCAACUGAAAGAAGUGACUCAUCCGCCAACAUCAGUCGUGAUCCUGCCACGGAGCACAAAAUACUCCUAAAGACUGAAGCGCUGAGGGAAAGGCUGAAGCUGUGGACCAGGAGGAUGAAGGAGAUUGAAGCCUGGUAUGAGCAGGAGUUGGCCAAAGCCACAAACAGGAUGGAAUACACGGUGCAGUUUCUAUUGAUGGAGCUUGAAAGUGUUGGAAACAUCCGUUUGGAGGAGGGCUGCUCCACCGACCCCUGGUUUACAUCCUGUUGUGACCUCUUGCUUUCCCGCUUCUCUCCUUCGGACUUCAAGAGUCAGGGCUUCAUUGACAUUAAGAUUGACAGAGUUAUUCGGAUUCACAACAGUGCUCUGAGGCUUCGCUUUGAGGACAAACUUCACAGCCUGCUCGCCAGCGACGACUCUGUCAUCCUUCCACAGAAUUACAGACGUCGACUGGAGUAUUUAUUCUAUGUAGCUGGCCCUGAACGUCGUCAGAAGGAAGAAACUUUGUGCAUUCUAGAGGAAGGCUUCAAAGCCGCAGAGCAACAAAAGGCCUUGGGAAGAGUUGGUGCCGUACCUUUAUCCAAUAGUUUAAGUGUGACCGAACAGCCCAGACUCCAGUAUGCAUUGCGCCAAGCCAGCCGGUGUGAUUCUAAGCAAAGUACCGACACAAUCCCCCUUAGGCACAGUCAGGUUAUUGUUUCCAAAGUGUUCGUGGGUAACAGCACACCCAUUCGUGAUGGAGAACCGCUGGACAGGAGCAGCUACCCCAGAGUCUACUCUGUGUAUCGCAAUGUGGACGCGAAGCACAGAUCUGCAAUGAGUGAAGACAGACCUCGCUCCACCAAAACACACACUGGUCCUGACUGCAAUCCACGCAGGAGGCACUGGUUUGUGUUUGAACAUGAGCUCGUCCUGCCAGAGUACAUCAUAUACUUUGAAUACAUCACCGGGGACAAGGAACAACCUUCAUUUUCGAGCCACGGCACAGGCAGAGAUACUCCUCCUUCCAACGACAUCAUCCUGGACAAAGGAGUCCUCAACAUGGAGCCUGUGCUGAAGCCGCAGCCCAGGUUGUUGAGCUUGGAUGAUACGAUUCUUCUUAAUGUGGCCAGAGCCAACGUCCUCAGUCAGAUCACUAAGCUUAACCUUCACGGCAACAGUCUGAGUAAAGUUAAGGAGAUUUCCAGCCUCACAGCUCUGAGACAUCUUACCAUCAGCUUCAAUGAGUUCACACGCCUCGAUGACAUUUCUCACAUGCCCAACCUUGAGUUUUUGGAUGCUAGCUAUAACCACUUGGUGACUCUAGAAGGGCUGCGGGGGCUGGGGCAGCUCAAACAGCUCGAUGUGAGCUGGAACAAGUUGACCAAGGCCAGAGAGGAGACGGCUGUGCUGAGAAGACACACACCUGCUCUGCUGAAGCUGGACACCCGAUACAAUCCCUGGGACAAGCCAGAAACAGUGAGGAUGACCGUACUUGGCCGUCUCACAACCCUCACACAUCUGGAUGAUGUUCUGGUAGCAGAGGAGGAGGCUGCUGAAGCUGUUCAGAUGGCUGCUGGCUCCAAAAUUAACCAGGCAUCUCUCCUGGCUCACUCCCGUACCAACGAAGACCGUCCCCGUAGUCUUAGUCUGCUGUCAACAGCCCAGCUCCUAUGUCGUUUGAGUCCUGCACCCUGGGGCCUCGGGAGAGAACUGGAGCCCGACUGGACUGCAAAAAUCACCACCCUGAACCUUGACAACCAGAGGAUUUCCAAGCUGAUUAACCUGAAUAAGCUCGUUAACCUGCGUUGGGCCUCCUUUAAUGAUAACGACAUCUCUAAAGUGGAGGGUCUUGAAAGCUGCCUGAAGCUGGAGGAGCUCUCCCUGAACAACAACAGCAUCAGCACGCUCAGUGGCCUGGCCAGACUGCAGUGCCUAAAUAAACUGAGUGUAGAUGGGAAUCAGCUGUCUAGUCUGGAUGCCUCGGUUCUAGAUCAGCUGCCCAACCUGGCUUUUCUGUCAGUGGAGAACAACCGCAUCACAUCCCUGCAUGGAAUCCACAGAGUUCGCUCUCUCCUUGAACUUUACAUCGGCAGCAACCAGCUUUCUGCUUCAAGAGAUAUCUACUACCUGAAGGGAUUGGCGAACCUCAUCAUUCUGGAUCUCUGUGGGAAUCCUUUAGUGGAAAAACUGGAAAACUAUCGAAUAUAUGUCGUGUUUCAUCUCCCCUCCCUUAAAGCUCUGGAUGGAUUUGCAGUGGAAGUGAGCGAGUGUGAGAGUGCAAAGAAUAUGUUCAGGGGAAGACUAACCAUGGACACAGUGGCAGAGAAGCUGGGCCACUCAAACUACACAGAAAUCACCUACCUCACCCUUCAAUCUUGCUCCAUUAGGAUGGUUGAUCUGUCUCCAGCGGACCAGUUCUGUAACCUGCACAGCGUCAACUUAGACCACAACAACCUCACGUCCUUCUCCGGCCUCAUCUACCUGCCCAAUAUCAAAGCUCUUUGUCUGAACUACAACCACAUCGAGUCCAUUCUGCCCAGACAGAAGACUCACCUGACUAACAGACAGAUACUGUACAGCAAAGUCCACUCAAGCGGCUACGGCCAGCAGAGCCCAUCCAAAUCCAGCAGGGAUACUGGGCCCACUGGCAGCCUGGAGCCACUGAUGGGAAGCCUGGAGGUGCUAUAUUUGAGUCACAAUGGCAUCUCCAAUAUGGCCAAUCUGCAGCUCAGCAGGCUCACCAAUCUUAAAGCGCUCUUCCUACAAGGUAAUGAGAUCAGCCAGGUGGAAGGCUUGGAGGGGCUUCACCAGCUCCGAGAGCUUGUGUUAGACAGAAACCGGAUCAAAGGUCUGGCCAAGAACUCUUUCACAGCCCAGAACGUGCUCCUGGAGCUGCACCUAGCCGAGAACCGAAUCCGAGAGCUAAACCAUCUCGAUCCACUGACUGAGCUCCGCAAGCUCUUCCUUGGCAUGAACAAGCUGCAGGACGUCACAGAGCUUGACAAAUUAGAAGUUCUUCCCUCGCUGACGGAGCUCUCCAUUGUCGGCAAUCCUGUGGCUCGUAAUUCUCUCCACAGACCUGCGGUAGUGCUUCGCCUGUCCCAGUUGCAGGUUCUGGAUGGAGUGGUGGUCACUCUGGAGGAAAGGACCAGGGCGGAACUCCUCAGUGCUGAUCCAUCUACAUGCUCUCAGCAUCCUGGAGCUUCUCUUCCCACCCCUGAAAUCAACCUGCCCGGACCGCUGCCCUUCAUGCCUCAUAACACCACCCUAAGAGGGAUGAGUAUCGGUGGAGGGCUGCAGAACUUUAUGCACGGGCAUGACGUGCUGCCAAGUAAUGUGGACGAGGAUCAAUACACAUACAAAUACAAGAAGCACAAGUACAGCAAUGUUGCUCGAAGUGGCCAAACUGACGUCAACUUCAGACACAGCCGACGAGCAGGAAGCAACCUCCUGAGCACGUGUCUCCUGUCUGAUGGGAACAGAGUCAUCAUUACGAAUUCCAAACAGGAUCAAGGCAGCAGAUUCCCCAGUGGUGGUAAACCUCCACCCAUGUAG